AUGGUGAUAAUAAUUUUAGUUAUCAUAGUGAUUGGUAAGUUUCCUAAUUUUAAAUUCAAAUAAGAAUAAGAAAUUUCAUUGUAUCCAACAGUUGGAGAAAUUUAUCAAUACAAUCUGGCCUUGGAAAAAGACACAUAAUUCAUGUGUAAAUAACAUCCGAAAAUUUAAAAUAUAUAAGUAAUCAAUUAAUGCGAAGAAAUAUUCAAAACAUAAGGCAAUUGUAAAAUAUUAAGUAUAUUAUUAGAAUUUAGAUCAAUUUCAUCUAAUAAUACACAUUUUGGUACUUUGUCAAAUGAUAAUGAAGUAAUUAUAUAUUAGUGGAAGAAUUAGAUGAUUAAAAAAGUUGGUUCAUCAACUAUGAAAAUUGAUUCUUAAUUUUAUUGUUUUAAUAUCAAUUUGUCAUUUUGGUUUUCAAUUUUAAUAGAUUGCUAUUACAACAAUGAAUUCAUUUUAUUUCAAUUAAUAGAUUAAUAAUAAAUAAUUGCUUAUUCAGUACAAUCAUUUUUACCAAAUUAAACUAAAAUGCAAUCUAUAUUAAAUGGAACAAAUACUUUUUUAGUAUAUGCUUAAUAUUUUUAGAAUUAUUCAAUACUUUCACUAUUUUCAUCGUAAUUUAAAAAUUUAAGUAGCAUAAAUAAGGAAUUAUUUGUUGAUUUUGAUAUCCCAAUUACAAUAAGUCCGAAUAUUUAUGCAAUAACUUCCAAUAUGAUUUUCUAGAUGGCAAUAUCUCUAGAUUCUCAAUUUUAUUAUAAAAGUAUAUAAUUGGACAUCUAAGGUGUCUUUACAACUAUUAACGUAUAUUACAAUUUAUGGAGUUAUUCUUAAUGUGAUCAAAUAUAAUUGUCAUAUGUUUUAAAUUAAGAAAUAUGGGCAGCUUCUUACGAGGGAUGCGAAAAUUUCUUAAAAUAGAUAAAAAAAGAUAGGAUUUUAUAUGGUCACUCUAUUUAGAAAAUACUCUAAAGUAACUAAUUUUUAAUCUAUUAAUCCAUUGAUACAAUUUUUAUUAACUAAUCAAACUCAUAAUAAGAAAAUUUUAAAUAUGUUCAAAUUAUUUAACAGAAUUCCCUGUUAUAUUUGAAUUCUGAUAAUGAAUUAUUUUCAUUUAAUUAAGAUAUUAUAGUUUAUAAAAUUGCAUACUCAAAUUUAUAAAUCAACUUCACAAACCAAGAAUAAAUAGGAUAUAAUUGUACUUUUUAACUUAUAUGUUAGAAUAUUGGAUAAUACCGCCUUAUUUACAAUUACUUUAAUUUUUAUCUUUAAGUAUUAUCAUAGAAUGAUACAAAUAUAUAUGUAAUGUUAAAUUAAGAUUUCAGUUAGUAUUAAACUUUAUUUGUAUAUAAUACCAUCGCUUCGUUUAAUGGUUUUUCAGGACAAUUAUUAAAUUAUACACAAAACAAAGAUGAUGAUUAUUUUUAAUGUUUAUAAAUAACUUUUUAAAAAGUUUUUGAAACUAAUUAAAGUUAUUAAUUGGUAUCAUUUCUUUCAAUAUAUUCAUAAAAUGAUAAAAAUUAAAUUAGGUAUCCUUAAGAUUAAAAAUAAUUUUUAAUUGGAUAUGGAAAUUAGACACUUAAUUUGUUUUCUUUCGUUUACGUGAUCAAAAACAAUUCAUAUAAAUACUCUAAAUCAAUUUCAAUUAACUUCUUUGAAAAUGUAAGUUCUUUAUAAGUUGCCUACAGUAUUUAUCCUCCACUAAUUAUAAUUGGACUCGGUUCAAAUGAUACAAUCUAUUUGUUUUAAUACUAGUAUGAAAAAAAUCUUAAAAUUUUUGAGUCAAAUUAUACGUUUGAAUAAUCAUUCUCAGAUUUUUUAGUAACUUAUAAUAGUAUUAUAAUUUUAAUACCACAUAAAGAAAUUCAAAUACUAACAUAAAAUUAUGAAAACAUCUUUACUUUAGAUUAAUAGUCAAUAAAUUAAUUGUUCAAAAAUAUUAAGUUCGAUCCUAUAUAAAUUACUAUGAAUGUAUAAUUAUAAUCCUCUUUUUUAUACAUAAAUAAUAUUAAUGAAGUCAUCAUAAUAUCAAUUGAUUAAAAUAGUUUUCCAAUACCAAUAACAAUUAUUUAUGUUAAUCUCCAAAUCAAAUUAAUAAAUUUGGUUAGCGAAUUAUUAAUAUUUUCAUAUCUAUGUAAUAAUGGGAAGUAGUUUUGCUUUUAAGUUUGGAAUGUGUAAUAUUUACCAAAAUACUAUUUUGUAAAGAAUCUACAUAGGGUAGAUUUUGAUAAUAACAUAAAAAUAUAAUCUGAUAACACAUUCUUCUAUGUUACUUUUAGCAAUUACACUGUUUAUGUUUAUAAUCCUCAUAUUCCAUAUCAUAUGAGUUUAUAUUAUGUGUUAGAAUUAAGUUCACCAAUAUAAAAUAGUGAGUAAUUUUAAUUUAUAAAAGAAGGCUUUUCUUUUUUAAAUUCAAUAAUAAUUUCUAAUAAUACUUUAUAUAUACUUCGUGAUUAAUAAAUUGUAAAUCUAACUUUUUAACAGCAAAAUUAAGCUUUUAAUAAUUAAAUUAGUUACCCAUACUUUAUUUAUAACUAUAGUGUAACUUCAGCAUUAAACGACACAGCCAUAUAAUAAACUUCAAAUUAAAGUAUAACUUUUUAUUCAAACUUAACAAUAAUAUAGAAUUUAACAAGUAUGUCAGCUCAUAUAACUCCAGAUAAUAUAAUUCCUCAAUCUAAAAAUUUCACAUAUCCAAUGAAUCUAUUUCUUGAUAGAUAAGUCGGAUAAUGUUAUCUAAAUAACAUGUAUUAAUAAAACAAAUAUUGCAGUCUAACUUAAAUUUCUAGUUAUUCUAAUAGCAUUCCUAAUAUUCAUAAUUACUCCUUAAUUACUUCAAUAAACAACGAAUUUUUUGCUUUACAGAAUAACUUUUACAUUUAAACUGUAAAUAGUGAUUUAACUAAUAAAUUUAAUUUUAAUUAUUCAGAUCUAAAUUUGAGUUCAUGUUUACAAACAGCAUCACAAAAUUACUCAUUAUAUUCACUUUGUUCAAAUAAUACAUCAGGAUAUAAUUUAAUUCUUAACUUUACAUUAAGUAUCCAAGGCGAAAUAAUAAAUCUAAAUAUUAUAUAACUUCCUUAAAUGUUUAUAACGAUUACAAAAUCGAGCAUCAUUUUAAACUAAAUUUUUAUUUUAGGUAUAUUAGAAAAAUCAUCUUUAAAAUCAUAAGAAUUGUAUUGGCUUAACUAAACCAACAACACAUUCUAAAAUAUAUCUAAUGGAUGUACUAAUUUCUUUGUUUAAUAAAUACAACAAAAGACAUUUGACGAUAAUUAAUCACAAUAAAUAAUUAUUUUCUAUGUGCAUGAAUUUUAAGUUAAUUAUACACUUAUGAGAAUUAAUAAUUAAACAAUCCAAUUACAAAAUUCUUUUAAUGUUCAACUCUAUUAUUGCAAUUAAUAAUCAAUUUGCAAAUUGAUUGAAUCAGAACAAUAUUUCUAGAUUCUGAUCAUUGAAAUAUAGUAUAACCAUGCAAUAAUACUCAUAACUACUAUUAAAUUAAGCUACAUAAUAAACAUAAAAAUUAUUACAUCUUAAUUAUUGAGUGAAAAUCGAAUAGAAGGAAGGAUUAUGAGAAGUAUUCCAAAUUAUGGUUCUUCUUAAAAUGGAGGGAAUUCUUUUUAUAAAAACGGGGUUUUAUUGCAACAAUUUUUUACAUAAAAUAUUAAUAAUUCUUAAAAUAUAAUUGGAGCUUAUUAUUUUAAUAAUCUUUUAGUUGAAAAUUUGUUAGAACCAAUUUUGAUGUAUGGUUCAUUCAUAACGACAAACUUUUCUUAUGCAAUGAUUGUAAAUUAAGAAUAUCAACAUGUAACAUCCCUUUUUUUUUAUAAUUAAUCUAUAUAUAAUUACUCUUUAAGUACCUGGAAUGUAUCCUGCCUUCUUUAUAAUGAUAAGAUAAAUGUUUCAAUUGUUUGUUAAAACAAUUUUUCGAAUGGUACAUAUUUAGUUACGUUUAAUCUACCUUCAGAUUUUCGUAUUAACUUUGGUCCAUCGGCAUAUGCUCUUUUGUUAAUAAUUUUUUUACUGCUCUUAUAUUUUCACUUUAAAUUUAAAGAAAAGACACGGAAUUUGGAAUAUAUUAAUUCAGAAAUUGAAUUAUGA
Messenger RNA from Paramecium sonneborni, 4092 nucleotides. The record is from the annotation of a GenBank genome assembly. NCBI's taxonomy places the organism in Eukaryota, Ciliophora, Oligohymenophorea, Peniculida, Parameciidae.